Aedes albopictus (Asian tiger mosquito) is the source of this 1992-nucleotide messenger RNA. Its product is annotated as bcl-2-related ovarian killer protein. Bases 1088 to 1984 code for a protein of 298 amino acids. Gene Ontology annotation, biological process: intrinsic apoptotic signaling pathway in response to DNA damage; extrinsic apoptotic signaling pathway in absence of ligand; regulation of apoptotic process. NCBI's taxonomy places the organism in Eukaryota, Metazoa, Arthropoda, Insecta, Diptera, Culicidae. The transcript has 6 exons. Gene Ontology annotation, molecular function: protein homodimerization activity; protein heterodimerization activity. The record is from RefSeq and is a predicted model, not a curated record. Gene Ontology annotation, cellular component: mitochondrial outer membrane.
AGUAUUCGAUCGCCGGUCGAUCUGUUUGCAGGUUACAGCAACAGCGCGCGGGUACUUCGCGCGCACAAGUGCAACCAAGAAACCGCGCGCGCACAAGGCGAAAACGCAUCGUCGGCAACGUGACCGCGGCGCGAAUCAUAUCGAGGGGGUAAUAAUAUCGCGAUAUCGUCCUCCUCCGAACCGAACCGACGCGUCGGCGGCGGCGCCGUGUGUUUGCGGCUACAUACGUUCGUGUCGUACCCACAUUUAAUGUGAUUGUUUGUAUUCUUUGGCUCCGAAGAUUUUUUUUUUGGUGCACCUGUGGGGCCGAUAGUGGAAGUUUUUAUGGUUUUCACAGCUGCCAACUAUUGUAAUUGCACAAGCAAUAAGUGAACAGUGUACCACCAACCUGCGAUAGAAGCGCAAACGUCUCAUCGUCAAAUAAAAAACCGCUCAGUACCUAUCGCAACCGGCCAGACCAACCGAGAAGCAAUAAAUCGUCAUCACCAGUCACCAGCCGGGCUCUGCGAAAGUCAUGCAUAAUUUUUAUUAACACUAGAAGCGCGACUCGUGACAGGUCCCGUGUGUCCCUCCGUGCGCGUCGUUUGCUAAUUCUUCAGAAUCGUUAGAAAGAGUGCCCAAUCAGCAGAGGUAGAUAGAGAGUGAACGAAGGUGAAUAAAUAUCAAAAACGUGACAUAAAAGUGCAUGAAAGUUAAGCGCAGAGAAGAAGAAAAAUCUCGGGUUCAACUAAGCAUUGGCGAAGAAAAAAAAAGGUGCAGUGAGGAGUGUCAGAAAGUAGCCGAAUCAACACUGUACCUGGUGGCAUGCGAUGAAAGAGCAGCGAUGAAAUGCAGCGUGAUUAAUUGAAAAAUGAUAAAGUUCUUCGUCAAGUGGGAGUAAGAAGGUAGUCCCCACCGUGGGGCCAAGCUGGUGGAAGAAAUCGCGAAUGAACGACACGGCCAAAGUUUUGAUCUGAAGGAUCUUGACAGUUCAUCUGAUAGAGUCUCCGGAGUUAAAGUGCAGCAGCUUGCCGGCUGUUGGCUGAUGCUGCUGCCCGGCAAGGACGACAACGUGGGAGCAGCCCAAAGAAAAACGCAGUAAUCCAUCAUGCUGUCAGCAGAGGCUCCCGUAAGCCACAACCACCAUCUACUGCCAGAUCGGUUGAGUGCUCCGGCCCUGACACGCCGAAAAUUCAGCUUUCCGGCUAACCUUCACUCAACGGUUCUGCACGGGGAUCCCCCGGGUUCCAUCAACGCAGGCUCAUUACAACCAUCCAGCACAGCAUCGUUAGCACGGCGGCGACUCAGUAACGUAAGCGACGUAGUCACUAGGAAACUGUCCAGCACAAUCGGAUGGAAGCAACCAGUGCUGCCAUCACAGGACAUCAUAACACAGGGAAAAUGCCUCUGCGGCCAGUACAUCCGAUGCCGGCUGAAAAAGUCCGGCGUAUUCAAUAGGAAACUUGGACUGCAAAGAAUUAGAAGUAUUGUCGGAACACCGACCAUUCACGUCGUACGAGAAGUCUUCCCAGCGUUGUUAAGCGUUGGCGAAGAGCUCGAGCGGAUGUAUCCUCGGGUUUACAACGGGGUGGCACGUCAACUUAGCCGAAUCGGACGGGGCGAACUGAAGACGCCCGAAACAGCUCCCGUACUGCUUAGCGCAAUAGCGAGGGAUUUGUUCCGGAGCGACAUCACCUGGGGUAAAGUGGUCUCGCUGUUUGCCAUCGCUGGAGGCCUGUCGGUGGAUUGUGUUCGCCAGGGACACCCGGACUAUCUGCCAAAACUGAUCGAAGGGGUGGCCGACGUUAUCGAGGACGAACUCGUGACGUGGAUUUCAGAAAAUGGAGGCUGGGUUGGACUAGCAAACAAAGUACGCCCUCCACAGGAAGAGAUAACAUUCACCGGACGUUGUUUUGUUGGAGCUGGUUUGUUAGUUUGUUUAUUUAUUGUUGUGUUUCUGUUAAAAACUUUAGGUAUAUACAUGUUUCCAAAUAUAUUUACGUAGUAGAAAAA